CACAUGUUUGGUCACAGUCAGGUGUAAAAGCCUCGGGGACAGUCAUGAAGGACCCACAGCUCCCAGGUAAAACCAUCCCAUUUACAUUUACAGGCAGCAAACCAAGGCUGUGGCCAAAGCAGAAACUAAGCAGAAAAACUGAAGACAACUCACCAAAUGUGGAAAAAUCAGUGUCAGCCCUCACUUCUGCUGCCGUCCCUCAGCUGACCGAAGCAGAAAGAAUGAAGCAGACCCCAUUUGAAAGAAUAGUCUAUGACAUGGCCCACAACGAGAAGACAAAAAACGACCUGAUGCUGGGCCGAAGGAUUUGCUUUUAUGAGCUGCGUGGAGAAAUCGGCCGUGGUAACUUCUCAACAGUAAAACUGGGGAUCCAUUCCUUGACAAAAGAGAGAGUCGCUGUCAAAGUCGUGGACAAGCUGCGUCAGGAUAGGAAGAAUCCGCCUUUUGCCUCCUCAGAGAUCAGCUGCAUGGAGAAGUUGAGCCACCCCAACAUAGUGCGCCUUUACGAGGUGAUCGAGACCAGCAGAAGGCUGCAUCUGAUUAUGGAGUAUGGAAGCGGUGGAGACCUGUUCUCUCGAAUCACUACUAGAGGGAAGCUGAACGACCUGGAGGCCAAGCUGGUUUUUGCGCAAAUCAUCUCUGCUGUUAAACACAUGCACGACUGUAACAUUGUCCACAGAGACCUUAAAGCGGAGAACAUCUUCUUCACCACGAGUUACUGCAUCAAAGUAGGAGACUUCGGCUUCAGCACCAGUUGUGGCCCAAAUGAGCUUCUCACAAGUUUUUGUGGCUCUCCACCUUACGCUGCUCCUGAACUUUUUAAACAGAGCGGUUACCUCGGACAGUACUCAGACAUCUGGGCUUUAGGAAUUCUUUUGUACUUUAUGGUGACGGCGACUUUACCCUUCUUCGGAGAAAACCUGGGGAGGCUGAAGCGCUGCAUCUUGCAGGGGGCUUACAGCAUCCCUGCUUAUGUGCCUGACCCGUGUCAGCUCGUCAUUAAGGGAAUGCUACGGAUUGUGCCUGUUGACCGCACCUUGAUCUCUCAGAUUACAAACAGUGCUUGGCUGAAGGGGAUUGAGUACCCUCAACCAUAUGUCUGUUUACCUUCAUCUCCAGUCCACUUUGCUCAGAUCAACCAGUCUCUCAGUGUAGAAGAACAAGAAGUGAAGAACUGCAUGUCUGCUUUAGGCAUUUCAAAAUCCCAUUUACAGAAUAAUCUCAGUUUAGACUGUAGAAGCCCAUUGACAGGGACCUACAGGAUCCUCCUCCAUCGGGCCCAGAAGAGGAGGUUAGUGGAGGCUGUAGGAUAUUCAUCACUUCACCCUGAGGACUACGAGAGCCUGAACAAGUGGUCCGAAGCAUCUGUUGGCAAACACGUACCCACCACUGUCUGUGUCAUAUUGUAACAGAAAUGAAUUGUAAAGGACUUCUUAUUAUUAGUCACUUAGGACUCUUUUAUAUAUCAGUAUGUCACGCGUAGAUCAAAAUGUCCCACACGUGAAGGAUGAGGUCUCUUAAGUAAUAACUUGCUGUUCUGAUUACAGCAAGCUUACUGACACAGAACAUCAUCUCUGAACGGCCAUCAGCAUCUUCCAAUCCCUCUUAGUUAAAACCUAAACCCCUCUGAGGUAAUCCAGGACCACAGGUAAUCCUAAUCAGGGACACAAUGAGAACAUGAGAGAAAAGUACUUGCAAAUAAAUCAAAUCAAGGAUUAAUAAAAUGUAAAACGAGCCAUUUUGAAAGCAUUAUUUUGAAUUUAAAAUACAAGAGCUG
Nematolebias whitei (Rio pearlfish) is the source of this 1777-nucleotide messenger RNA. RefSeq names its product serine/threonine-protein kinase NIM1. Lineage: Eukaryota; Metazoa; Chordata; Actinopteri; Cyprinodontiformes; Rivulidae. Bases 45 to 1409 code for a protein of 454 amino acids. The record is from RefSeq and is a predicted model, not a curated record. Gene Ontology annotation, cellular component: cytoplasm. Gene Ontology annotation, biological process: microtubule cytoskeleton organization; intracellular signal transduction; protein phosphorylation. The transcript has 4 exons. Gene Ontology annotation, molecular function: tau-protein kinase activity; ATP binding; protein serine/threonine kinase activity.